Ostreobium quekettii is the source of this 339-nucleotide messenger RNA. The record is from the annotation of a GenBank genome assembly. Lineage: Eukaryota; Viridiplantae; Chlorophyta; Ulvophyceae; Bryopsidales; Ostreobiaceae.
AUGGAUGGGGAUCCGGCGUUGGCUGGACAGCUGUGGUGGCCUUUCAGCAGUGAUUUUGUUGCUGAGCAGCUGUCUGUCGUCAGGGCGAUAGUGCUGCUUGCAACAACACGCUGGCUGAUCCAUUCCGCAGGUAUGGGCAACGUGUUAUUUUCAACGAGCUCUCAGGGUGUUUCAUGUGCAUAUCUGGGGUGUCCCCGAGUAUAUUAUAUGCAGGCCCCAACGCAGGGGGCACUGCACCAAACUAUGUCAGUAUGUGAACAUCUUGUCAACGACUGCGGCAAGUGCAUGCUGCGGCUGUGCACUGGCCUGUGCUUCCAUCUGUGGCACUGUGCGGAGUAG